Molecule: messenger RNA, 1644 nt
Organism: Phalacrocorax carbo (great cormorant)
Lineage: Eukaryota; Metazoa; Chordata; Aves; Suliformes; Phalacrocoracidae
Source: RefSeq, a predicted model, not a curated record
UCAUCUCUGUGGUUUUAGUUCUCCACUUAGAGUAAACGACGUAUAAUUUCAGUUACAGAUUUGCUUAAAAAAUACCAGCAUCUUCUAAAUCUACGUGCUUUAUGCUAAGGGUCGUUUGUAUCCUAGGAGCAAAUAUAUGCACAAAGAAAUUUCAUUGUUAAAGGACUAAAUAUCUGAAACACCAAUUUGCUUUUGACUACAUCUUGGCAAGGUGAUCAGAUAGGAAGAUGAAGACAAAGAGACAGAGUAAACCACGCUUCACCUUCCCUGUCGUAAUAAUCUUUUCUUUAUGUUUACAAACAAGUGCAAACCAUACCUAUUACCCUAGGGUUAUUAAUGAAACCUGGAAUCCUAUCAGCCAAAACCUAAGUGGAAGCCAGAACAUAACAGAAGCCAAUACAAAUUCUCCUCUAAGCAUCCAUUUCAACAGCAAAACAACUCCUUUUGAAAUGCAGCCAAGUACCCUGCGAUCCUUAUCUUCAACAAUGGCCCAAUAUUCAACAUCUUCCCCUGCCAGAAGUGCUGUUUCUGCCACUGGAGGACCUAGGAAUACCAGCAAACCCAAGAGUACAAUGACAAAAGAAGUAUGUGAGGAUAAUAAGUCUCUUAUAUUGAUUUGCUUCAUUGUAAUAGCAGUACUUGUGCUUAUCUGCACCUUCUUGUUUCUGUCGACAGUCAUAAUAGCAAACAAAAUGUCAUAUCUCAAAAAAACUAAGCAAGGAAAACGUAGGCCCAGGAGCAAUGGCGAUAUUCUGGCAACUAACAGUUUAUGGCCAACUGCAGCAGGAACGUGGCAGAGGAUGCCUAAGGAGACAAUUGGAACCGACUUGAUACUGCAAGACUUAAUAUCAGGGAGAGAUGCUGCAAUUCAAAAGAAAAUGGAAGAUGAAACUACUGAGAAACUCACUAAGGAAACAGAUAAUGAACAGGAAAACAAAGAACCAUCAAAGUCACACAAAGCUGUUUUAACCAAUUUUGUAGUUGAGAUUUAACUCAUACUCAGGUAAAAACUAAUCUUUUGCCUUUUUUACAUCAUUAAUAUAAGGCAAAAAACUUAGCUUUCAAUUAACCACGUGAGUUUUAACACAGAAAAGAUAAAUUCAGAUCUUAGGGUUUUUUCCUUUUGUGAUAGUGGGAAUGCUGUAGCAGCUUGCAGAUCUAGAAGGGAAUAAGACUGUUAAAUAGUUUUCAAUAAAUAGUGUCAAGACCGGUUUUACUCCUUUGACCAGAAAUUAUGGUGAUAGGAGCUGAACGGGAUAAACAAGGACAGAAGCCUGUCCAGUCUCAAAGAUCAUUGGGAGGGGAAGGAAAGGACCGUUAGUCUAAUAAAUAUAUCAUAUCAUAAGGAGCUACACAGGUAUAACGAAGUUACUUUUUUAAGGAAACCAUAAUUCAGUCACAACUUUGAUGCAACUACCAAAUCAGGAACGAGUCCCUCUCAAAAUGCCCUUUCAGGUUUUUUCAUCGAGAACUUGUUAAACCAGCUUAAUUGCUUCUGAACCAGAUUGAGAUUUGAAUUGUAUUUACUGUGUUUUGACUUCGUGUAUGAAUAUACGAAGUUUGUAUUAUAUGUUAGAAUAUGAGAACUGUUUCAAUUUGUGACCUCCAAUAAACUAACAACAUCAGUUUUUAAAUAACUUGACU